AUAGUGAGGCGUCGGCGCGCUGCUGACUCUGCCUCUUUUUCGUUUCGGCUGUAGAGGGAGGAAGCUUGGGUCGAGGGCGUUAGGCCUGCGAAGCACCACACCAUGUCGAAGUCUGAGUCCCCAAAGGAGCCUGAGCAGCUGCGUAAGCUGUUCAUUGGUGGCCUCAGUUUUGAGACGACAGAUGAGAGCCUUCGCAAUCAUUUUGAACAAUGGGGGACGCUUACAGAUUGUGUGGUAAUGAGAGAUCCAAAUACUAAGCGCUCCAGGGGCUUUGGAUUUGUCACUUACUCAACAGUGGAGGAAGUUGAUGCUGCCAUGAAUGCCAGGCCGCACAAAGUUGAUGGUAGAGUUGUUGAACCAAAAAGAGCUGUAUCCAGAGAGGAUUCUCAGAGGCCUGGAGCCCACUUAACAGUGAAGAAAAUCUUUGUUGGAGGAAUUAAGGAAGACACAGAGGAGCACCACCUGAGGGACUACUUCGAACAGUAUGGCAAAAUUGAAGUCAUUGAGAUAAUGACAGAUCGUGGCAGUGGCAAAAAGAGGGGAUUUGCCUUUGUUACUUUUGAUGACCAUGACUCUGUGGACAAGAUUGUCAUUCAGAAAUACCAUACUGUGAAUGGGCAUAACUGUGAAGUCAGAAAAGCUUUGUCAAAACAGGAAAUGGCCAGUGCUACUUCAAGUCAACGAGGCCGCAGUAGUUCUGGCAGCUUUGGCAGUGGACGCGGAGGUGGAUUUGGUGGCAGUGACAACUUCAACCGUAGCAGCAACUUUGGUGGCCGUGGUGGGUUUGGCAGCCGUGGUGGUGGAGGAGGAGGUGGAGGAGGUGGUGGUUAUGGAGGCAGUGGAGAUGGCUAUAAUGGAUUUGGCAAUGAUGGCUAUGGAGGUAGUGGCUCUGGAUAUUCUGGAGGAAGCAGGGGUUAUGGCAGCAGUAGCAGCUAUGAUGGCUAUAACAACGGAGGUGGUGGCUUUGGUGGUGGCAGUGGAGGAAGCAACUUCGGAGGUGGUGGAAAUUACAAUGACUUUGGCAGUUACAAUAACCAGUCUUCAAAUUUUGGACCCAUGAAAGGAGGAAACUUUGGAGGCAGGAGCUCUGGCCCAUAUGGUGGGAGUGGUGGAAACAAAGCUUUAGCAGGAGAGGAGAGCCAGAGAAUUGACAGGGAAGCUACAGGUUACCAAGUUGUGAACUCAGCCAAACACAGUUGUGGCAGGGUAGAACUGCCUCAUGAAGACAUGUGUUAGACAAGCGCUUGUUUGCAAACAUCAGGACUGUAUUUGUGACUAACUGUAUAACAGGAUAUUUUAGUUUUUGUGUUCUGUGGAAAGUGCAAAGCAUUCCAACAAGGGUUUUUAUGUAGAUUAUUUUUUCCAAACGAAUAAUGUUGACUGCUGACUGUAAUAGACUGAUCAUGACGCUGAAUAAAUGUGUCUCCUUUUUUAAA
Molecule: messenger RNA, 1436 nt
Organism: Sceloporus undulatus (fence lizard)
Lineage: Eukaryota; Metazoa; Chordata; Lepidosauria; Squamata; Phrynosomatidae
Gene: HNRNPA1
Product: heterogeneous nuclear ribonucleoprotein A1
Molecular function (GO): RNA binding
Source: RefSeq, a predicted model, not a curated record